Amyelois transitella is the source of this 1604-nucleotide messenger RNA. It is a transcript of the gene nAChRa3, whose product is annotated as acetylcholine receptor subunit alpha-like. The transcript is spliced from 10 exons. The coding region runs from base 1 to 1563 and encodes 520 amino acids. Gene Ontology annotation, molecular function: transmembrane signaling receptor activity; acetylcholine-gated monoatomic cation-selective channel activity. The record is from RefSeq and is a predicted model, not a curated record. Gene Ontology annotation, cellular component: neuron projection; postsynaptic membrane; synapse. Gene Ontology annotation, biological process: signal transduction; monoatomic ion transmembrane transport; regulation of membrane potential. Lineage: Eukaryota; Metazoa; Arthropoda; Insecta; Lepidoptera; Pyralidae.
AUGCCACGUCGCGCCGCCGCCGCGCCCGCGGCCCUGCUGCUGCUCACGCUCGCCUGCGCCGGGUGCGCGGGCAAUCCAGACGCCAAGCGGCUGUACGACGACCUGCUGAGCAACUACAACAAGCUGGUGCGGCCCGUGCUCAACGUCAGCGACGCGCUCACCGUGCGCAUCAAGCUCAAGCUCAGCCAGCUCAUCGACGUGAAUUUGAAGAAUCAGAUUAUGACUACCAACCUCUGGGUAGAACAGAGUUGGUACGACUACAAGCUUUCGUGGGAGCCGCGCGAGUACGGGGGCGUGGAGAUGCUCCAUGUGCCCUCCGACCACAUCUGGCGACCAGACAUCGUGCUCUACAACAAUGCUGACGGCAACUUCGAGGUGACGUUGGCGACGAAGGCGACGCUGAACUACACCGGCCGCGUGGAGUGGCGCCCGCCCGCUAUUUACAAGUCCUCCUGCGAGAUCGAUGUGGAGUAUUUCCCCUUCGAUCAGCAAACUUGUGUGAUGAAGUUUGGAUCUUGGACAUACGAUGGGUUUCAGGUAGAUCUACGGCACAUCGACGAGGCGCGCGGCACCAACGUGGUGGAGCUCGGCGUCGACCUGUCCGAGUUCUACACCUCCGUGGAGUGGGACAUUCUCGAAGUGCCCGCCGUUCGAAACGAGAAGUUUUACACAUGCUGCGACGAGCCAUACCUGGAUAUCACGUUCAACAUCACGAUGCGGCGGAAGACGCUGUUCUACACCGUGAACCUCAUCAUCCCGUGCAUGGGCAUCUCGUUCCUCACGGUGCUGGUGUUCUACCUGCCGUCCGACAGCGGCGAGAAGGUGUCGCUGUCCAUCUCCAUCCUGCUCUCGCUCACCGUGUUCUUCCUGCUGCUGGCGGAGAUCAUCCCGCCCACGUCGCUGGUCGUGCCGCUGCUCGGGAAGUUCGUCUUGUUCACCAUGAUCCUCGACACCUUCAGCAUUUGCGUGACGGUGGUCGUGUUGAACGUGCACUUCCGUUCGCCGCAGACGCACACCAUGGCGCCCUGGGUGCGGCGAGUGUUCAUCCACGUGCUGCCGCGCCUGCUCGUCAUGCGCCGCCCGCACUACCGCCUCGAUCCCCAUCGCAGCCGAUUUGCCGGGCUCGUGACGGGCGGAGGCGCGGGCGCACCGUGGGAGGUGGGAGCAGGCUCCCCGGGGCCGGUGUCGGCGGCGCCGGCCGGCGCGGCGGCGUGCUCGGCGUGCCGCGCGUGCCGGCUGCACGACGCGCCCUCGCUCUGCGACGCGCUGCGGCGCUGGCAUCGCUGCCCGGAACUGCACAAGGCUAUUGACGGCAUUAAUUACAUCGCUGAUCAGACGAGAAAGGAGGAAGAGUCGACGAGGGUGAAAGAGGACUGGAAAUACGUGGCGAUGGUCCUAGACCGGCUGUUCCUGUGGAUCUUCACGCUGGCGGUGGUGGUGGGGUCGGCCGGCAUCAUCCUGCAGGCGCCCACGCUGUACGACGAGCGCGCGCCCAUCGACGUGCGGCUCUCGGAGAUCGCGUACGCCACCGCCAAGCCGCGCCCGUCGCCGCCGCCGCGCUGAGCCACCCUGGCCCGCAUCCGACGAGGCGAUGCGACCUAUCC